AAGUUCAAGUAAUCUCGCUCGUCGUGUGCGAGUCUAAAUUGCAUUACACCACAAAUCGAAAUAUAAACAAUGACACGUUAUCAUACCCAGCAAGUGACAUGAUACCAAACAAAUCAACAACUCUUACUUAAUCUGGAAAGAGUUCAUGUAUAAUAAUGGGUUACAAAGCGGCCGCACAGGUGUUGAAGAAGGCGGAGCCGCUGAAAGCCAAAGUAUCUGCCAAGCAGCAGGAUCUUUUGAACAACCUGCAUGCUUGGACCGACCAACAGCAAUUACAGACUAUCUAUCAUCAGGUUUUGGUUAUAGAUUUAGAAUAUGCACUUGACAAGAAAGUGGAGCAGGAUUUAUGGACAUUGGGAUUUAAGAAUCAUAUAUCUGCCCUACAGGAGCUCACCAGAGAUAAAAAGAAUCCCAGAAGAAGUGAUUCCCAAUAUCUGCUAUCAUGGUGCUUAGAAGCUGCUUCAGGUUUCUAUCUAUCCUUGCUGCAAGAGUUAUGCUCCACUUAUGACCUAGACCUGCCCUUUAGAAAAUGUGGAGCAGUUUUUGGAAGACUGAGAUCAUAUACAGAGUCAGCCAUGAUUGUGCCUCAAUCCUCUUCCUGUUUGUACAUUUGUCAAUAUUGUCUAGUGCACCUGGGUGAUAUAGCUAGGUACAGAAAUCAGAGGCAACAGGCUGAAAGUUUUUACAAGCAUGCUAUACUAGUUUCACCAAACAGUGGCCAUCCCUAUAAUCAGCUAGCAUUAUUGGAGACUUCUCAGGGCGAUAAGCUGUCGACAGUGUUUCAAUACGUGCGUGGUAUUGCGGUGAAAAAUCCAUUUCCCGCAGCCAUUUCUAACUUGACGAAAACAUUAUCAGCACAAAUUGACAAGGACAACCCCGUACAAGUCGUUCAAACCAAACUCUCUGUCAAUGAAUUCAUCAGUUUGUUUCUUCGUAUGCACGCAUUGCUUCACACCCAAACUGACCUGAAGCAAGCGGCGAUUUGUUUGAAGAGUAUCAAUGCCACGCUGACAGCACUUGUCGCUACGCAGAGCUUCUCCGAGGACCAGUUGAUUAUGCUCAGCAUUAUUAAUAUGUAUGCGUUGCAUCAUUUAGGAAAGGACGAACUCACCGAUGAGGAAAAAAUCACCGCAGAAAUGGCGUUGGCUUUGUUGGCUGGAUCACUAAGUGCGUUUUUACUUCCGGUGUAUACGCUGAAGAAUGACGCCAGUAUUUUGGAUUAUUAUGCGCUACCCGCAAUUAGACUAUUGUUACUUUGGAUUAAGUGCAAACCAAACUUAUUGAAAGAAACCGAAUUUACUAGUCGACUGCAAAUUUGGCCAGGUUACUGUAAACUGUUGAAUAAUAUUACUGAACAUGUUGAUAGUCAAUACUCUAAUGAUGAAUAUGUAAAUAAACCUUUAUUAGCGGACAAAGAGUUGCAAGGCUUCACUCCGUUCAAAGAAGCUUUUAGUCAUUUGAAAUUCAAAGAGAGUUUGGAGGAUAUUGACGCGGAGAAACACUUGCAGGCUCUGCGAUUAAUUGACCUAGGCAAAUGGUUGUGCACUUUUGAUGUGAAUGGCAGUAAAUUAAUUAUUAGCAAUGAGAUUGAUGGGGUAUUAGUGUUUGAGCCAGGUUGCAUUCAGCCGGAUCCAACAGAUAAACUGUUAGAGGAAAUGAAAUCGUUUAAAGUUUCGGAACCAUUUGAUGUAUCAAAAUUGAAAGCUUCUGAAAGGAAAGCAGGCAUUUUGAAACCGCAAGGUUCGCUGGAAAAGUCUCGUGAAGAGCGGCAAGUUAAACUACAAGAGGAAAAUACAAAUGUGCCUAAAUUAGAUAACGCUAAAAUGAAGAGAGUGACGCAGAACGUGGCAUUGCAGUCGAUAUAUAAGAAAUUAGAGGAAAAUAAACAAGUUAAAUUUAGUCCGGAAGCAACAGAAAAACAGCCUGUUAAGAAACCCCUCUUACCCGCCCCGCCACCGUCCCAAUUAGUAAAUCAAUCCUUCCGAAUGCAAUUUCCUAAUCAAAAUCAUAACUUACCACCACCACAUAACAACGAGAAAGAUUUCUUCUCGUAUGCGCCACCUCCGCAAAUCCCAAUGCCGCCACAGAGCGGAGGCCCAACACCACAUAUGGAAAACAUGCACUAUCAAAAACCACCUAUGGAUAUGUCCAAUUUCAUGAUGAAUAACAUGCCAAACAUGGCGCCUAACAUGGCACACAACGCUAUGAACAAAAGCUUGUUCAAUGGCCCUCCGUCAGCAUCAAUGAAUUUUCCGCCGAUGCUAGACAAACCGACCUACAAUAUGCCAUUUAAUCGAGACGAGAGAGCUAACAACUGGUGGCCUCCACCACCACAAACUGGCCCGGGGCCUGGAUCCGGUCCACCGGCACCCAGCGGCCCUGGACCCAAUUGGCAACAACCGCCCCCACAGCAACAGUAUCCGAAGGAUUACUACUUGUUUAAUCAAAAUUACAGCCAACAGGGUCCACCACCGCAACCACAACAAGGACCCAGCGACAUGUUUAGUCCAUGGAACAACGCGCGUGGGCCAAACACCAACAUGAGUAUGAACAUGCCGCCUAAUCAACACCAUUCGAUGAAUAUGAGGCAGGCAAUGCUGAACGAGAGCAGCAAACAUAUGAUGCCAAAUAAUGCAGGUCCUAGUAAUCAAAACAACAUAAAUAAUGCACCUGGAUAUUCUCUCUUCAACACAUCGUCGUGGGCGCCAGCUUUACCGCAGCUGCGCUCCAAUGGAGACUUGCAACGCCAGCAGUCGUUCUUUGGCGCAGCACCACCGCAAUCUCUGCAGCAGCUCCUCGAGCAACAGAGCAAACUAAAAGGCGAUACUUGAACGCAGAUUCCAAUAUCAACCGGACUUAUGAAUACACAUCCGCUGCUGGCCAACAGUCGACGUCCACGCAGGUAAUCACAGGCGCCCACACCGAAACGCCACACAAAUGAAAAAUAAGAGAACUUUAUUGGUUGCUUCUUGCUACACACUUAAAUAUAGAACAUAUCUAUAGAACAAAAACUAAUUCAAUUGUCAAUCAAAAAGACACAACGUUCAAUAAAAGAGUGGAGGCGUGUAAUUGUUUGCCAACCGAAAAAUAAAUAAAUAAUGCCACAGCA
Molecule: messenger RNA, 3109 nt
Organism: Dalotia coriaria
Lineage: Eukaryota; Metazoa; Arthropoda; Insecta; Coleoptera; Staphylinidae
Product: nonsense-mediated mRNA decay factor SMG7-like
Exons: 10
Coding region: 156-2831 (891 amino acids)
Biological process (GO): nuclear-transcribed mRNA catabolic process, nonsense-mediated decay
Cellular component (GO): telomerase holoenzyme complex
Molecular function (GO): telomerase RNA binding; protein binding; telomeric repeat DNA binding
Source: RefSeq, a predicted model, not a curated record